Athalia rosae (coleseed sawfly) is the source of this 3983-nucleotide messenger RNA. RefSeq lists its product as uncharacterized. The transcript has 2 exons. Bases 1074 to 1937 code for a protein of 287 amino acids. The record is from RefSeq and is a predicted model, not a curated record. Lineage: Eukaryota; Metazoa; Arthropoda; Insecta; Hymenoptera; Athaliidae.
AAAAAAAUCGAAAAAAGUGUUUCGAACCAAAAGUUAUCGUGAAAAAAAAUCGAGAGGGUCACUGUUUUCGGUCGAUCGAAAUCACGUCGAAUUCCCCUGAUGGGUGUACAUCAUUUUGACGAACUUCAUCGAUUCUUACCGUGUCCAUAAAAAAGAUAAGAGCCGUGAGAGUGAAACGGAGUUGUGUAAUAUCCUGCACUGCAUGCAAUGAAAAUUUUCACAGUCUAGUAAAAUCUUGAGCCAGAUCGAUAACCGGCGGUAAAAAGAAGAAUGUAGUCUACGUCUUGAGAUUAAAAGCUUUUUUUUUGUUCGUUUCUUACCGUCGUCAUUUAUUGCCUCAGAUCCGAAGAUCGAUCGUUUCUUUAUCGGGAAAUGAUCGUUGACCGCGUCAAAAAAAAAAGGGGAACUUUUUCAAUUACUUCUUUUUCGUUUCAACAACGUUACAUUACCCAAUCAAAAACCAAUGAUCAUAAAGUUUUUCGAAACGAGCUUGUUUUUCACCCACGCGCGGUGACCUGCACCGGCAAUUUUCCUCUUUCAUGGCACGUCAGCAAAAAGUAAAUUAGCGGAGUGAAAUUCGUUUUUUUUUUAUUCCACAACAUUAUACGGGUACAAUAACUGUUAUAGUUCUACCGCGUUAACAACGGGAUUUCCAUUUUGCUGAAACAUUUUUCACACCGUUACUGGUUUUGUUGUAGCUGAUAAUUAAUAACCGGGCAAUUUGGGUCAAUCGAGUCGUUAUACAUCGCGGGUUGAAUUCCAAAAGUAUAUACGAUAUAAACCUGCAGCGGUAGAGUAGCAACGGCAAUGUAAUCGGUAAAACGGGAGCAAUUUUUUUUCGUCCCGCUCGAUAAAACAUAAGAUGGCGGAUGUUGUUCUCUUGUAUGUCGAUAUCAUACAUGUUACCGAUUUUUACCUGAAUCGGAAAGUAGUGGAAAAGAAGACGGAACAGAAAAAAAACAAAGAAAUCUUUCGGGCUACACGAGAAUGACGAAAAUUCAAAUUAGCCAGAACUGUUGAAUGGAAUUUUGAGCAGCUCGGUAAAAGAGGGCCGUGGUUGAUAAUAAUUCAAGAUGACGCGAGGCAAGUGGGUGUUGCUGCGAGGGUUGCUCGGCCCGAUGGGGAUGUUCUGUCUGACUUUCUGGGUGGACGCAGCCUCCCUUUCGGGGUUGAAUCCGGCGAAUGAGAGGGAGAGUUUCGGCGUCUGCGCCAUCCUAUGUCGUCUCAACCCCGUCAUUCAGCCCUGCGAGGUCUUCUGCACCAGCCGUCGGCAAUCUUCGAUUCAGUCGAACAUUAUAGUCACGGGUGAGAAGGACCUCCUCGUCAAGGACGUCGGCGUCGGCUCGGCCGAUGGGGCGCGUCGCAAAUACGCGUGCCCUUCUUCGACCUGCUCGCCAUCGACAUGCGAAUGCCGCGUCGGAGCUAAAACCUACCCGGAAUCGUUGCCCCGAGGCGAAGUGCGUUCCCACGAAUUACCGGUGAGCCCGAAAAAGCUCUGCGACGCGAUCAACGAGGACAACGGACGCCUGGGGCUGAUUUUCGGGUGUCGAAAUGCCCGUCGCUUCGCCUCCCCCUGCGGAAGCGCCGAGUGGACCGAGGAACCCGAAGAAUUAUCCGAAGAAGCGGAGGAGACCUCGAGAUCCCCCGAAACGGAAAUACCGCGGGACGAAGAUUCGCUCGCUUCCGACUCGACCGCACGUGGCCCUUACCUCGCCGAUAUCAGUGACGCGAUAAUCGAGGAACGCGACCUAGUCGACGCGGAUUUCGAUUUCCUCGGACCCGGGGACGACGAGCGGUUCGCGCAAAAAUUCGUGCAAGUCCAGGGCAUGGAAGGUUCCAACGGUCACGACACCGAAUUCGACUGGGAGAAAUUCUGCGAGAUCGAAUGCGGCAGAGGAAAUGGCGGGGCGGCGUGCAGAUGCGACAUUAUUCCUUGAGGUUUUAUCGUAAUUAUAUAUAUAUAUAUAUAAAUUUAUAGAUAAUAUGUAGGUAUAUUACAUAGAAUUAUUACCGAUACUGUAACAUAUAAACAUGAAUUUACAUAUCUUCUGGCGUAAAAUCACAUGGCUGGUUGAGAUAAUUGCCCGCUAAUUUCAUCAAUGAUUAAUCGGCUUGUUUUCUGUUAAUUAUAUUUAUUUGAAAAUAAUAUUUAAUCCGUAACGCACGCGUGAUUAGGUAUGCUAUAAAUACACAUGUUAGAGAACGAAUUUUUUUCCACGCUUUUUUCAAUUACUCUUUUCUUCGUUUUCGACUAAUUGUUAUACAUCUAUAUUCUAUAAUGGAGUCAAUGAGAAAAAUGACAAAUUUCUUGAUUAUUAAAAAUAAACUAGGAGACUACAUGCUAUAUUAUAUCUAUAAUAGAUAAUCAGUUGAUAAUUAUUAGACACGUGGGUCGGUUGUGGGAUUAAAAAAAUUAAAACAAUAAACCUAUAAUUAUACCGCGGCAAAGUGUCUAGCAUCUGCCGAUAAUUAACAAAAAAAAAAAAAAAAACAGCAUUACGUAGUAUAUCUUAGGAAUGUAAGGGUUUCUACACUAUAAAAGCUCAGUUCACACGAAACGGAAAAUAAAUACGUAAUCUAUCAUAUUCAGGUAAUAGCCGGUAAUUCAUCUUUUUUCUACAGCGUCACAAAAAAAUAUAGUAGAUAUAAGCAUUAACGCGCAGGUACAUGUAUAGCUAAUAUUAUUGCGUACCUGUACGUAAUACCUGUAAUUGUUGCGAGAAUAUAGGUUUUCGUUUUCUAAAAAUUACAAACCUACGUAGAUAUCAAAUUUUUUACCCACACCGUGCGAUUAGCACGUAUACAUAUAGUAGUAAUAAUAAGAAUAUGAUUAUCAUUACGGUAACGAUGUACGAUAAUUAUUAAUUAAUAACGAUCAUUUUAAUUCUAGAUCGUACGAACGCGGCUUAAGUGUGCAAUAUGUGUAUUAUGCAAUAAAAUGUAAUCGACUGCAAAACGAAAGAUUUUUGCAGGAUCGUUAAUUGUGUAAAUAAAUAGCUUUGUCGACGUAUAUUCUAUACAUUAUAUCAAAAUUUUCCGUAGCUUUUAUAUAAAUUUUUUGAAAUUCAAACAAAAUCAAUGUCUUCCAUUAUUGAUACGAGAUAAUUUUUUACAUAGGUAUAUAUAAUUGUGUAUGAUUAGGGAUAUAUUAAUCGUCGAUUAUUUUUGAGCAUUGAAUACUUGAAAACUUUCUUUCGUCCGAUAAUGUCACUUGAAAGUUUUUAUCCUUUGAGAUUUUUCACAAUUCUUAUACCACGCAUAUACAGAAAUAUUAUAUUCUACACGAAAUGUACACGAGCAAUUUUUACACCGAUGUACGUACGUUGUUGUAGUUAAAAAAAGAAAUAUUUCAGAUUCGUUUAAUUUUUCUGAAAACCAUUUGAAAGAAAUAAAUACAAAAAUACUAGCUAACAGCUGUUGGGAUUAAAUAAAUUAUGUUUGAACAUAGAAUUAAUUGAACAACAAAUGCUCGUGAACGGUGAAAAAUGAGAAAAAAAUUUAUACGUCUUUAUUGAAUAGUAUAACUUAAAAUUAUAACGAAUAAAUGAUAAAUGCUUGAAAAAGACUAAUCAUUAGGCUAUAGGAUAUUAUAAAAAAGAAGAUUAAAAAAAAAAGUUGUGACGCGACAAUAAUAAGUAGAUGCUAGGAAAGCCUAUGUGAAUUUCAUAUAAUGGUAUACGUAUCUUGAGUACAUAUAGGAAUAUAUGCUGUAAUUUUCACAAUCGAUAUAGGUAACAACUAAUAACUCGUAAACAUAUCUUAUAGGUAUAUGUGUACCACGUAUACGCACAUUAUACUGCGCUUAUAUUAUACGCAGAAUUUAUCGUACGUAUAAAAAUAAUAAAUACCUACAUGUAUAUCUAUGUAUUAUAUGUAAUGUGUACAGUCACGGAUGUAUACACCAUGCACUUAUCCUUCGUAUGUAUAAAAAUAUUAAUCCUUUAAUUCUGCACCUGUACAGACAAUAAAUACCGUAUAUUGUA